This is a messenger RNA of Salvelinus namaycush (lake trout), 1840 nucleotides long. Its product is annotated as adenylate cyclase type 9-like. Gene Ontology annotation, biological process: adenylate cyclase-activating G protein-coupled receptor signaling pathway; cyclic nucleotide biosynthetic process; intracellular signal transduction. The record is from RefSeq and is a predicted model, not a curated record. Gene Ontology annotation, molecular function: adenylate cyclase activity. The annotation marks the transcript as partial. Lineage: Eukaryota; Metazoa; Chordata; Actinopteri; Salmoniformes; Salmonidae. The transcript has 2 exons.
GCAAAUAGCAAUUCGCUCUAUUGUUGUCUAAUUUCUGUUAGAUUAAAAAGCAACAUGGCAUCCCCCCAACAUCAGCAGCUGCUGCCUCACAACACAGAGGUGAGCUGUGACUCAAGCGGCGAGGGCAGCGUCUCCGUGAGGAUCAGCAGAGGCUUCAUGGGGGGCGGGUCCAAACACUGCAAGUACAGCAUCUCCUCUAGCUGCAGCUCGGGAGAGUCCGGGGUUCUCAGGCCCGUGGUUAAGGGGCUGCGAACCCAGAGGAAGAUGCCCCAGCUGUUCGAAAGGUCUGCUGGACACUUCUGGGACCCAAAGUUUGACUCUCCCAUCCUGGAGGAGGCAUGUAGGGAGAGGUGCUUUCCCCAGACCCAGCGGAGGUUCCGCUACGUCCUCUUCUACCUGUUCGCCGCCAGCCUCCUCUGGGGGGUGUACUUCAGUGCCAACCCCGACCGGUGUGACCGAACUGCCUUCCUCGUCCCCACCGCCUGCUUCCUCCUCUUCUGCCUCCUCCUCUUCCUUUUGACAUUCACAAGGAUCUACGCCCGCUGCUACAACCAGGCGUCGCUGCUGCUCAUCGUGGUGACCUUUGCCCUCACCCUGGCACCACAGAUCCAGACAGCCGGCUUCAGGGACCUGGAGACCCUCCCUCCUGAGGAUGUGGUGGAGGAUGUGGGGGACUUCAGUGGCAUGGAGCCCAGGAAUGUUACCUUCAACCGGGACUUACCCACGGGCUGCGCCUGCCUAUCUCCAGUAGGGACCUUCUCCCUGGGCAUGGAGGUGCUGCUGCUACUCUACAGCGUCCUCCACGUCCGACUCUAUGCCUCGGUGCUACUGGGACUUCUCUACUCUGUGCUCUUUGAGGCUCUGGGAUGGCUUCACCUCACCCAGGCUGCUGGGGAUGGUUGGAGCCAGGCCUCGGAGGGGUCAGACUCUGACUGGGACACUCUACGCUGGCUGGGGCCAGCCAAAGCUUUGCUCCACCUGUGCGCCCACGCCAUCGGCAUCCACCUUUUCAUCAUGUCUGAGGUGCGAUCGCGAAGCACCUUCCUCAAGGUGGGCCAGGCCAUCAUGCACGGCAAGGACCUGGAGGUGGAGAAGGCGCUGAAAGAACGCAUGAUCCACUCUGUGAUGCCUCGGAGGGUGGCUGACGACCUGAUGAAGCAGGGCGACGAGGAAGGCUUGGCGGGCGGGAGCUCGGCCAAGCGCUACUCCAGCAGCGGCGCGGCGGCCGUCAUCUCCAGUCCCAAGAACAACAAGAGGAAUAAGACCUCAAUCCCGAGAGGCCAGAUCAUCUUCAGACCCUUCAACAUGAAGCGCAUGGAGCCCGUCAGCAUCCUCUUCGCGGAUAUCGUAGGCUUCACCAAGAUGUCUGCCAACAAGUCGGCACACGCUUUGGUGGGGCUCCUCAACGACCUCUUUGGACGUUUUGACCGGCUGUGCGAGCUGACGUGCUGUGAGAAGAUAAGCACCCUCGGGGACUGCUACUACUGUGUGGCAGGCUGCCCUGAACCUCGGGCCGACCAUGCCUACUGCUGCGUAGAGAUGGGGCUGGGCAUGAUCCAAGCCAUCGAACAGUUCUGCCAGGAGAAGAGUGAGAUGGUUAACAUGAGGGUGGGUGUCCACACGGGCACUGUCCUGUGCGGUAUCCUAGGGAUGAAGCGAUUUAAGUUCGACGUGUGGUCCAACGACGUGAACCUGGCCAAUUUGAUGGAGCAACUGGGCGUGGCCGGGAAGGUGCACCUAUCAGAGGCAACCGCCAACUUCCUGGAUGACCGGUACCAGAGGGAGAACGGACGGGUCACUGAGAGGGUUGGACAGAGCGUGGUGGCGGACCAGCUGAAAG